Mycena indigotica is the source of this 642-nucleotide messenger RNA. RefSeq lists its product as uncharacterized. Gene Ontology annotation, biological process: DNA integration; DNA recombination. NCBI's taxonomy places the organism in Eukaryota, Fungi, Basidiomycota, Agaricomycetes, Agaricales, Mycenaceae. The coding region runs from base 1 to 642 and encodes 213 amino acids. The record is from RefSeq and is a predicted model, not a curated record. Gene Ontology annotation, molecular function: DNA binding. The transcript is spliced from 2 exons.
AUGGCUCUCUACUCUAAACUUUCCCUGAACGUCCCGUUUGACGCAGCCGUCUGGGCACUCGCCUCCGCAGCAUUGUGGGGCUGCCGCCGUCUGGGAGAACUCACCAUCCCUUCCAUCCAGGGCUUUGACCCACUCCGCCACGUUGCCCGCAGCGCUGAAAUUAAACGUGUCAAGCACGGCAACUCUUACACGUCUUCGUUCCACAUCCCAUGGACCAAAUCCACCCAAGAACGCGGCGGAACGGUGAUCCUCACAGACCGCGAAGACGAGCUCUGCCCGGCUGUGGCCUUGCAGAACCACCUCACCCCCGGUGGCCGCUGGCUCCCAAUGACGAAAGAUUGGUUCCUUACACGCUGCACGGACAUCUGGAAGAGCUGCGGCCUUUUGGCGGUCGCGGGGCACAGCUUCCGGAUUGGUGGAUCCACCGAGCUUCUGCUGGCGGGCGUCCCGUGCGAAGUCGUGGCGGCCACCGGCGGGUGGUCUUCCCUCGCUUUCCUUCUCUACUGGCGCAAACUCGAACACAUCAUUGCGAUGGCUAUCGGAAAGGCAUACGACAAGAAGAAGAUUGAAGAAGUUGCUUUGGUGUUCGAACGUUUCCGAGUCGACAACAACAUCCAAUUAGCCCACGACGAAGAUUUGUAA